CGAGAUUUAAAUUCUCGUAAAUAACCUUAGAUUUACGCACAUACUUGUUACUGAGAGUGGCAGAGAAACAGGGGAAGAUGGGCAAACAAAGCGAGUUAUGUUCUUUCCUUCUCUUCCAACUGAAUGUGCAGGCUUCACUUGUGUAUAGAGCAUAGUGUGCUUAGGAAAUAGUGAUUUUGUAUAUAUACUGUACGUAAGACCAGUAUGGGUGAAGAAGAACCAGUGAAUGAAGUUUCGGAGACUGAUUCAAAUGGAAACAACUCUAAGGAGAAAACUUUGGAUAGAAGUACUGAGAAAAAGGACUUGGAAACUGACGAAGGAAAAGUCUUGGCGAACAAUGGAAUCAAAGAGUUGAAAGAAAAUAUCGUAAAAAAAAUUGAAAAUGUGGAAAAGGUAGAAGAGGACAAGAAAGUUGGUGUUGUGGAAGAAGCUAUAGGGGAUAAGAAAGAAACAAAAGAUGAUAAGACAGGAGAUGGAAUGGAUGGAGCAAAAGAGGAUAAGAGAGAAGAUGAAGUGGAAGUGCCAAACAAGGAUAAUAAAGAAGAUGGAGUGGAAGAAGCAAAAGUGGAUAAGGAAGAAGGUAGAGUGGAAGACACAAAAGAGGAUAAGAAAGAAGAUGGAGUGGAAGACGUGAAAGAGGAUAAGAAAGAAGAUGGGGUGGAUGGAGUAUACAAGGAUGAGAAAGAUGGGGCAGAAGAAGUAAAACAGGAUAAGGAAGUUGAUGAUGUAGGAGUAAAGGGUGGUGCGGAAGUUGAUGGUGGAAAACAAGUCAAGGAGGAUAAGGGAGUUGAUGGUGUGGAAGAAGUUAAGGAGGUUAAGGAAGUUGAUGGUGUGAAAAAUAUAGUAGAAGAUACAAAAGGUGAUAAAUUGAAAGAAAUAGAUGAGGAUAAGAAAGAUUUUCAUAUAUCUGAGAAUAAUAAAAUGGAUGAAGACACUGGGGUUAAAGAAACAGUGGAAGAUAAACAAAAAAAUGAAGACGUGGAAACUGAGAAACCAAAAGUAGAUGCUAUGGAAGUAGAGGAUGGCAUUAAGGGGAAGGAGGAGGGUGGUGAAAAGGAGAAAAUUGAAGUGGCAAUGGAAGAGGACCAGGAUGAAGACAAAGAUAAGGAUAAUAUUGAUAAGUUAAAAGAAGUGAAGGAAGAGAAUAAUAAGGUUAACAAAGGAUCAAAAAAACGUGGGAGAGAGAAGAUCAAUGGGGAGAAAGAUAAAGAAAGAAGAAAGGAACUGAAGAAAAUAGAACCAAGGACUCCUACUAUUGACCGCCCUGUGCGAGAGAGGAAGUUAGUUGAGAGGUUGGUAACAUCAAUUGAGAAAGAUGCAACCAAAGAAUUUCGCAUUGAAAAGGGACGUGGCACACCUUUAAAAGAUAUACCAAAUGUGGCCUUUAAGCUAUCCAGAAGGAAGACUGAUGAUACCUUCAAAUUUCUCCAUACAAUUCUCUUUGGAAGGAGAGGGAAGGCAAUUCAGAUCAAAAGUAAUAUAUCAAGGUUUUCUGGUUUUGUUUGGCAUGACAAUGAGGAAAAGCAAAUGAUUAAAGUAAAAGAAAAACUUGACAAGUGUAAUAAGGAGAGGUUACUGGAAUUCUGUGAUGUACUUGACAUAACAGUUAACAGGGCAACAAUGAGGAAGGAAGAUAUCAUUGCUAAGCUGAUAGACUUUUUAGUUGCCCCUCAUGUAACUACAACUGUGUUGCUUGCCGAAAAGGAGAAGCCCAGUAAAGGAAAAAAGCGCAAGCGUAUUAUUGUAAAACGGGGUUCAUCAAGAUCUGGGAUAAUUUCAAGACGUUCUGCCAAGAGUCGGAGGAAAAAUGAAGAUUCUUUAGCUGUGCAGAGAAAGAGUGCUUCUGACACAGAAGAUGAGUCAGAUGAAGAAAAUGAGGAAAAUGAAAAUGGUGUUGCUGAAAAACCUGAGGAUGAAACAUCAAAGAAAUAUGAAAGUGAAGACAAAAGUGAUUAUGGGAGUGAAUCUGAAGAUUUGAAAGAAAAGAAAAAACCUUCUAAAACAUCAUCCGCCAAGAAAGAAUCUGCUAAGAAAAGUAAAAUUGAGAAAAUUCCAGUUGCCAACAAAUCUCACUCACCCCCAAAAAGAACACCAAAGAAAUCAUCAUCUAACCUCCCAAAGUCUGAUGAGGAUAGUGAUGAAAGUCCAAAGGUUUCAAGGAAGAAGAAAAAUGAGAAAGGAGGAAAGCAUAAGACAACGACGCCCACUAAGCCUUCCUCCAUAGAGAAAACUGCAGAAAAGGUUACUAGAGGAAGAGACAAGAAAAAGGAGAAAUCGAGCCCCACUGAUAAUCAGUUACAUGAUGCAAUAUGUGAAAUUCUUAAAGAAGUUGACUUCAAUACGGCUACAUUUACUGACAUUCUGAAGAAACUUGCCAAACAAUUUGAUAUGGAUCUGGCCCCAAGAAAGGCAUCUAUAAAGCUCAUGAUUCAGGAAGAGCUGACAAAACUAGCUGAUGAAGCGGAUGAAGAAAACGGAGAAGAGGAUGCAGUGAAAGAGGAGGCCCUAUCUACAGGCCAGAAGGUUGAAGCUUGAUUGAUGAGUAGUCCUGACUACUUGGUGAUAGUUUUGGCUAUGUAUACUAUAACCCUAGUUAUGUUGCUUCAUCUGUACAUUUUGUUGAGUGAAAGUGGCUGUAACAUAUCCAAUAUGAAGAGAUAAAACUCGUAUUUGUCAAUUUAGGCUAUGGUCCGCUGCCACUGUGCACCUUCUUGUUUAUACAUAAACAGAAUCUGUAGGGUUUGUACUAUUGAUGAAUACUACUCAGCAAAGCUACACUAGUCUUGAUGGGAAAAUUGGCCCAAAAUUAUGACUUUAACAAAGAGUAAUAGUGCAGAGAAAA
Messenger RNA from Vigna radiata var. radiata (mung bean), 2842 nucleotides. RefSeq names its product midasin. Gene Ontology annotation, molecular function: histone binding; DNA binding. Gene Ontology annotation, biological process: regulation of double-strand break repair; chromatin organization. The record is from RefSeq and is a predicted model, not a curated record. Bases 205 to 2535 code for a protein of 776 amino acids. NCBI's taxonomy places the organism in Eukaryota, Viridiplantae, Streptophyta, Magnoliopsida, Fabales, Fabaceae. Gene Ontology annotation, cellular component: nucleus. The transcript has 12 exons.